ACGCUCUAUCAUGGCGAUAAAGCUGAUGGCAAAAGUCUCUUUGUUGCUGCUUAUGCAGCUGCUAGUGCCAUGUGUGGACGCAGGUAGCUGGCAGAGCUGCCAUGAAGUGUCCGUGACGAAGUGUGGUGUAGGUGACAGCAGUAGCGAUGGUCAUGAGUACCGGUAUGACAUUAGAGCGUACCGGUACAAGUGGACCAAAUACCCGCUUGAAGUUACCAGCUACAAUGGUCCCUUCGACACUGUGCCUUUGUCUCAGCGGUUUCAAUCCUGUCGGGUCUGCUCAAACGAAACAAUGCCUACCCAGGGGGGUCCCACUCAGAACCCUUCACCAGACACGAUGACCAAUAUCAUGAUCGUUGGCAACAAUGUCGGCAAGCUUGGCACUGACAAGGCAGAGAUCCUCUCUCAGAUCCCAUGUGGUGAAGAUUGCAGGUUGUGGUUUGUGGGAUGUAACCUAACGGCAAUAGAGGUAGGGGCGUUUGCUAAGUUGCCACAGGUGUCAAAACUGGUCAUCUGGCGGAGCAAUGUCCAGACUCUGAAGAACGGCACGUUUGCUGGGAUGGAGGGCCUCAAGUAUCUGCUGCUCUUGGAGAACAACCUGACACAUCUGGAGGAUGGCUGCUUUCAUGGGUUGCCCAGGUUGUCCCACCUCAUCCUUGUGGACAACCAAAUCCUGACGAUGUCGCCCGGCGCGUUCCUGGGAGUACAGCCGCGGUGGGUCGACGUAAGUGCCAAUCUUAUCGCUACUGUAGAACCCGGGACCUUGCAGGCGAUCAAGUCCGUAGAACAUGUCCGCGCGGUUGAGAACAAACUGCGAUCUAUCGGCGUGGAGAUGUUCCACGGGCUUGAACGGCUAGGAUACCUGAACCUGGAGGGUAACAGAAUCUCCCACAUUGCUGAGGGCGCGUUCCACUCAAACACGAAAAUGCAUGCCCUAAAUCUGGCGGGAAACAGGCUGACCUUCCUGUCUGGUGGUUGGUUCAAAUCGUCAUUUCCAAACAGUCUCAACAUGCGUAGAAAUGAUAUUGCCGCUAUGGCUACGGAAGGGAGGGCGCUGCCCCGCUGGCGGGGAAUCUGGCUCGACAACCCGCCGCGCUGCACGUGUGCGAACGAUUGGCUGUACGAACGCGAGGGAAACACCCUUAAGAUCAAGCAGCAGUUUAUCCGGGUAAUCAUGGUCCGCCCUCCCCCUUCAAGCUGCCCCGCCUCGCCGCUGAUGCCAAUUCCCCCGGCUCCGGUCAAUCCCAACGGAUUGCCCUGCCCUGUACCGCUGGUUGAGGUUACGCAUGUUGAGCGCAGCGCCGCGUACAGGUACGAAGCCGCUGGCGACGUGUAUUGGGAGCAAUUGCCGACAGUGACCUUUGCCUUCCCUGACGGCUUACACCACACACUCAACAUAACAUACGACACAAGCGCGACCACACACGACAGUCUGCCGACAGGCAACCUAACCGUGAGAGUGGUGACCGACCUAAAGGCUGAGGGCUGGGUGAAAUGUAAGGGGCCAGAAAUCCUGUUCGGGGAAACAGGAAAUCACAGCCUGUGUUUUGAUUACAUGGGAAAGUCCAGCUUCACCCUUUGGCUUGUGACCUCCGAGCCCUUGUCCUUUGGGAACACCACUUGUACGGCUUCUUCGGAGACUGGAUCCGACACUGUCGUCUUCGCGACGAGCGCGCGAUCACACUCUGACAUGACAACACUACAACACGACAGGACCACAACCGAGCUGACACUCCUCAACACAACACCAUUCUCAGUCAGCAUCAGCACUACACCACUAUCCAGUGGCAUCAACACUACACCACUAUCCAGUGGCAUCAACACUACACCACUAUCCAGUGGCAUCAGCACUAUAUCGCCAGCUACUAGCACGAGCAAUGAUGCAGACCUCACGUGGUACAUCGUGUGGGCAGCUCUGGGCGGGUUGUCGGCUGCUGCGUUAGGGGUUUGGGGAUGUGCCAUGGCCAGCUGUAUCAAGCAGAAGCUCAAGCGCAAUGCCCCUGAUAACGGCGCAGGUCCAUCCCGCAAUGACAACCAGAUCGCUGCCUGCUCCAUGUGGCCCCUUCCAGGUGGCAACUCGGAGGAGUCAGUGAUCAGUCCGUACGCUGAGGGGCGUUUGGAGGAUCACGACAGCUUGAAUGAUUCAGAGUCUGUCAUCAGCCCUUACGCUGAGGGUGGUUUCAAUGACCAUCCUGAUUUGCGCAGGGCCGAAUCUUCGCAGUCAGAAAUCGCCCCGUACGGGCUGGCGAAGCUGUGCCAAGCGUACUGCCCCCGCGCGCACACACACCCCGUGCCGUCCCGCCCGUACAGCACCGAGCGCCCCCGUCAGAAACCAAACAGGGCAGGGGCCGUCCUGGCUGCCUAUGACCAAAACGUUCGCGACAAGUCCGACCAAAGCUGCUACAAGCACCCCUCCAUUCUCCCCAACCCGGGUACUACCAAGUCCUCUGCCUACCAACAGAAUGCCAGCGCCGCCCAGCGUGCCCGCAAGGCACCUUGCUACAACUCCCCUGCCCUGGCCACUGACCUAAAGCGUACCCUGUCCAACACAUAUGACCAGCAUGACCCUAGCGAGGAAGUCUGCAACUCCGCAGCGUCCCCCGCGGCCAAUACCUACCAGCCCGCCGCCUCGCCUGGUGGUGAGACCGGUACUCAGUCCGCCAUGUAUGAUGAAAACCAUCCUAGCCAGGCCGCGCCCGCCACCGGUGGGGCAAACAGGUACGUCUGUCCCUCCCCUGCGGCCGGUGCUGGCGGGUCUCGGGCAGGUACCUACUGCCAGAAUGACCGCAGAGAGGCAGUAAACAACACCCCAGAAAACCCCGAGACAAACAGCUAUGAACCGGCGUCCGCUAACUGUCAGAUUCAGUGA
This is a messenger RNA of Branchiostoma belcheri (Belcher's lancelet), 2869 nucleotides long. RefSeq lists its product as uncharacterized. The transcript is spliced from 3 exons. The record is from RefSeq and is a predicted model, not a curated record. Bases 11 to 2869 code for a protein of 952 amino acids. NCBI's taxonomy places the organism in Eukaryota, Metazoa, Chordata, Leptocardii, Amphioxiformes, Branchiostomatidae. Gene Ontology annotation, molecular function: protein binding.